AUGUCUCACAGCUACAACUGCCUCGAACAUGCGAUCCUAGCCCUGGGCGCCUCGCACGUCUCACACAGCGGAGACGCACACGCGGGCACUCGGGCGCUUCACCACCGCGUCGUUGCAAUAAAACUGUUCAACGAGCAAAUCGGGUACGCGCCGACCACGACGGCGGAUGCGGACGCGUUGUUUGCUGCGAUCGGCUGUCUCCUUUCGCAAACUACUCUUUUGCCGGACGGAAUUGUCGAGUACAUGACUCUGACGAGGGUCGCCGGCUUCGUGGUCAACAUGGUCACGCCCAGAUUCCCUACCUCGAUAUUCCACAUAUUCACCCCUGAACGACAUGUCGAUUUGUUGCUCGGGAUGGUGGCAGAGAGGCCGAAAGACUUGGCACUCAUUGACUCGUUCACCGCCUCACUGCUGCUUGUAGAGGAAAUAUGUCAUCAGGAAACGGAGCGUCGCUUCUUUUCCCAACUACGGCGGAGCAUAGACGCCCUGCGCAUCUCUGCCCAAAAAGCCUGCGAAGCGUUCAUCGCUGCGCUUCUAACGCCUACUACAUUCAAUAACGAAGAAUUCGUCGAGUUUCUGAAGCCCGGGAACCACGCCGGGCUGCUCCUCACCAUUCACAUGCUGCUGCUCGAGUACAUACUGGGCCAAGCCUGCAUGGGCCCAUCAGACGAUCCCAAGGCCGAAUACCGAAAGAAUACUGUCAUUAGGUGGACGACGGGCCUAGCUGGCUCCUUGCCGUCACAGUACCAGGUGUACAUCCGGUGGCCGCUUCAGUAUUGUGCGGUUAUGGCCCGCCAGGACGCGAGGUCUCUUCUCAACCCAUGA
This is a messenger RNA of Purpureocillium lilacinum, 825 nucleotides long. Lineage: Eukaryota; Fungi; Ascomycota; Sordariomycetes; Hypocreales; Ophiocordycipitaceae. The record is from RefSeq and is a predicted model, not a curated record.